AUGACCAAAAAACUUUUGGUACCCGUUAACUAUGCUAAUCCGGAUCAAAAAAGUGGAAUUCGAAGCAAUGAGACUGCCGGGCAUUCGGUCGCCGCCCGUUCCUACUACGACGUGGGUCAAUCCGCCGGACAAUCGGGAUGCUCCGUGGGCACGGAGUGCACUCCCCUACACGACUGCACCGCCCUGAUCUACGAGGUGGCCCGGAGUUGCUACUACGGCGACAAGUCGCUCUACUGCGGCGGAGCCAGCGACGAACUGCCCUACGUCUGCUGCCCCAGCAGUCCGUUGGAGAAGAACCAGGUUUGCGGAAAGUCCCUGGUUCAGGGACACUUCUACAAGGGACUAGGUUCCUAUCCAUUCGUCGCACGCAUUGGAUUUAAGCACGUCAAUACGGGUGCCUUUGCUUAUCCCUGUGCCGGAGCCGUAAUCGCCCGCCGGGUCAUCCUCACCGCCGCCCACUGCGCUCUGGCCAAGGCCGACGGACACCGACUGUCGUCUGUGCGCGUUGGCGAGUACGAUACGAGUAGCGAUCCGGAUUGUGCCAACACCGGAUUCUGUGCCCCGCGGUCCGUCAACCACGCCAUCAGCCAUGUGAUCGUGCAUCCAGACUACAAGCAGGGCCAGUACCACCACGAUAUUGCUCUGCUGGUGCUCAAAACGCCGCUAAACUAUUCGGUGGCUACACAACCCAUCUGUCUGCAGAAGACACGCGCCAACCUGGUGGUGGGCAAGCGGGCUACCAUCGCCGGAUGGGGCAAGAUGUCCACGUCGAGCGUCCGGCAGCCGGAGAUGUCGCACCUGGACGUACCACUGACCAGCUGGGAUCUGUGUCUUCGGAACUACGGGUCAACGGGCGCCCUGGAGUCCCCGAACUCCAUCGAAGGUCAAUGGAUGUGCGCCGGCGGAGAGGGCAAGGACGUUUGCCAGGGAUUCGGAGGAGCACCGCUUUUUAUACAGGAGAACGGCAUCUUCUCACAGAUUGGAAUUAUGUCCUUUGGCUCGGAUAACUGCGGAGGACUGCGAAUCCCGAGUGUCUACACCUCUGUGGCCCACUUUUCCGAGUGGAUACACGACAACACGCCGCCGGAGUAGGCUCACUGACUUAAUAGCUUAGCCAUUAACCUUAACUUGAAUUACAAAAAUAUGUAUAUAUUUAAAUAAAUAUACACAACAGACUAUUAUUCAAAA
This is a messenger RNA of Drosophila takahashii, 1188 nucleotides long. NCBI's taxonomy places the organism in Eukaryota, Metazoa, Arthropoda, Insecta, Diptera, Drosophilidae. The record is from RefSeq and is a predicted model, not a curated record.